Bufo bufo (common toad) is the source of this 573-nucleotide messenger RNA. It is a transcript of the gene GPX2, whose product is annotated as glutathione peroxidase 2. Gene Ontology annotation, biological process: response to oxidative stress. The transcript is spliced from 2 exons. NCBI's taxonomy places the organism in Eukaryota, Metazoa, Chordata, Amphibia, Anura, Bufonidae. Gene Ontology annotation, molecular function: glutathione peroxidase activity. The record is from RefSeq and is a predicted model, not a curated record.
AUGGCUUACAUAGCUAAAUCCUUCUAUGACCUGCAUGCUACGAACCUUGAGGGGGAAAAGGUGGACUUCAACGUUUUUCGGGGAAGGGUGGUUUUAAUAGAAAAUGUUGCUUCCCUGUGAGAUACCACCAUCAGGGACUACACGCAGCUCAACCAGCUGCAAUGCAAGUACCCGCGUCGGCUGGUAGUGCUGGGAUUUCCAUGCAAUCAAUUUGGUUACCAGGAAAACUGUAAGAAUGAAGAGAUUCUUAAUUCCCUGAAGUAUGUCAGACCGGGAAAUGGCUUCGAACCUGGUUUCACCUUGUUCCAAAAAUGUGAGGUGAAUGGAAAAGGCCCUCAUCCAGUCUUUGCUUACUUGAAGGACAAGCUCCCUUCUCCAGAUGACGACCCGGCGGGCCUGAUCACUGACCCCAGAUAUAUAGUAUGGAGUCCCGUACACCGAUCUGACCUGUCCUGGAACUUUGAAAAGUUUCUCGUUGGCCCUGAAGGAGAACCUUUCAAGCGCUACAGUAAAAGUUUUCCAACGAUCAACAUAGAACCUGAUAUCCAGAGACUCCUGAAGCUUGCCAAAUAA